AAAAAUCAUCAUUACGGAAAACAAAAGAAACGGAAAACAUGGAUGCUCCAGGGGUCACUGUUUUCAAGCAAGAUGGAAGCCACCAAUUUUACUGUCGAUGGACACCUGAAGAGGAUCAGCUGCUGUGCAAAGCUGUUCAAGAAUAUGGUUUGAAAUGGUCCAAAGUAGCUCGACAUAUCAAUGGAAGAACUCCCGUACAAUGUUCCACUCGUUGGCUAGGCGCUUUAAAUCCAAACGUGCAUAAAGGUCGAUGGUCGCAGCAGGAAGACCAGAUACUGAGAGCGGCAGUGGAAGCCCAAUUAAACGCGGGAGUAUCAGCGACCUCAUUGCCUUGGUCGAAAAUAGCCCGAGGCAUAUUGAACCGUACAGGAAUCCAAUGUCAGGCACGUUGGACAGAGGCCUUGGAUCCGAGUGUACGUAAAGGCCGAUGGGAUAAUGAAGAAGACCAAUUAUUGAUGGCGGCUGUGGCGCGUUUUGGCACUUGCUGGAUUCGAGUGGCAAGCCAGAUCCCAAGUCGAACACAGCGGCAAUGUCGUACACGAUGGAAUCAGAUCCGACAAAACAAAAAAUCAGCAGCAACAGCAGCAGCAACACAAUCUCGUCGUUCGUUCCAGUUUAUAGACACCCCACUUCCUGAAGAUCCCAAAACUCCUACUCUCACGACACCGCCGCUUCAUUUCACGCCAUCUUCCAUCCCCACCGCAGAGAAACCUCGUGCUUCGGUAUUUGGCGUCAAUUCGUUCUUCUAUCCUCCGGAAUCCUUUUUACGCUUUGAUCCCGACUUACCAUCCCUCGUACUAAAUGAUGAAUGUCUUUUUGACCUUAUUAGUCCUCCUUUCCCACUCUAAUAGCAUUUUCAUUUUUUGAUUUUUCAUCUUGUUCACACUCUUACACUUCUCUCAUCAUUUCCCAAAUUUUCAAUAAAUCCUUGCAUUAGAUCUUUCCCUUGAGUUUAACUUUAUCAUUCAUACUCCCUUCUGAAUAUCAUUUGAGUCACCAAGCCUAUAGAGUUCUGCAACAAAAAGCAG
Radiomyces spectabilis is the source of this 1028-nucleotide messenger RNA. RefSeq names its product Homeodomain-like protein. The record is from RefSeq and is a predicted model, not a curated record. The transcript is spliced from 2 exons. The coding region runs from base 39 to 848 and encodes 269 amino acids. Lineage: Eukaryota; Fungi; Mucoromycota; Mucoromycetes; Mucorales; Radiomycetaceae.